GACCGUCUUAAUUUUUUUACUUUUCGAUUAAAAAAAUAUUUUUAAAAAAAUGAGUAAAGUUAGUGCUUUAGCUAUUCAUGAAAAUGUUCGAAAUUUAUUGCAUGCUUCACAAGAACAUAAACGCGGUUUUCUUGAAACAGUUGAGCUUCAAAUUGGGUUAAAAAAUUAUGAUCCACAACGAGAUAAGCGUUUUUCAGGAACCGUUAAGCUUCCUCAUGUUCCACGUCGAUUAAAUAUUUGUCUUUUGGCAGAUGCAUAUGACUUAGAUCGGGCUAAAGAAUUAGGAGUUGAUGCACUUUCUGUUGAUGACCUUAAAAAACUUAAUAAACAAAAAAAACUUGUUAAAAAACUCGCUAAAAAAUAUGAUGCUUUUAUAUCUAGUGAUUCUUUAAUUAAACAGAUUCCUCGGCUUCUUGGUCCAGGACUAUCUAAAGUGGGAAAAUUCCCAACACCUUUAUCUCACACAGAUGAUCUUAGUACUAAAUUAACAGAAGUUGAAGCGACUAUUAAAUUUCAACUUAAGAAGGUCUUAUGUCUUGGUGUUGCAGUUGGAAAUGUUCAAUUAACAGAAGAUCAAUUGGUUGCAAAUAUUAUGCUUUCUAUUAAUUUCCUUGUAUCUCUUCUUAAAAAAGCUUGGCAGAAUGUAGGUUCACUUGUAAUUAAAUCGACAAUGGGGCGUCCCUAUCGAUUAUAUUAA
Pneumocystis murina B123 is the source of this 697-nucleotide messenger RNA. RefSeq names its product 60S ribosomal protein L1-A. Gene Ontology annotation, biological process: translation. Lineage: Eukaryota; Fungi; Ascomycota; Pneumocystomycetes; Pneumocystales; Pneumocystaceae. The record is from RefSeq and is a predicted model, not a curated record. Gene Ontology annotation, molecular function: structural constituent of ribosome; RNA binding. Gene Ontology annotation, cellular component: large ribosomal subunit. The transcript is spliced from 6 exons. Bases 50 to 697 code for a protein of 215 amino acids.